Molecule: messenger RNA, 5746 nt
Organism: Trichosurus vulpecula (common brushtail)
Lineage: Eukaryota; Metazoa; Chordata; Mammalia; Diprotodontia; Phalangeridae
Gene: RAB3B
Product: RAB3B, member RAS oncogene family
Exons: 5
Coding region: 341-1003 (220 amino acids)
Biological process (GO): regulation of exocytosis; protein localization to plasma membrane; protein secretion
Cellular component (GO): endosome; plasma membrane; synaptic vesicle
Molecular function (GO): GTP binding; GTPase activity
Source: RefSeq, a predicted model, not a curated record
CGCAGCCCCAGCCCCUUUUCCCGGAGCCGGUCUGGAAAGCCAGAGCUGGGCGCUCGGAGUCCGCGGUAGAUCGAAUCGCUGCCAGAGCUGGAGAAUUCUCCUCGGGGACCAAGCGGGGUCCUCUGAGCUCCGUCCCAGGCCGCCAGGACUGCAGCCACCGCCUUCCUCUCCCUUGCCCUGCCCUGCCGUGCGCUGCCAGUUGGUCAGUCCCGUCCGUCCAGUCCCAGGUGGCUACACUGCCCCCUCAGGUGCCGGCCUCGCGCUCCCGCACCCGAAGGCUUGACCUCGAGAGCAGCGUCCCGAACCCCCCUCCCCAAGUUCUCAGAGCCCCCCAGCCGAGAUGGCUUCAGUGACAGAAGGAGGUAAAGCUGGGGGAAAAGAUGCUUCAGACCAAAACUUUGACUACAUGUUCAAACUGCUCAUCAUUGGCAACAGUAGCGUUGGGAAGACUUCUUUCCUUUUCCGAUAUGCUGACGACACCUUCACCCCGGCCUUUGUCAGCACAGUGGGCAUUGACUUCAAGGUGAAGACUGUUUACCGCAACGAGAAGAGAGUGAAACUACAGAUCUGGGACACAGCUGGCCAGGAAAGAUACCGGACCAUCACCACUGCCUAUUACCGUGGUGCCAUGGGCUUCAUCCUCAUGUAUGACAUCGCCAAUGAAGAGUCCUUCAAUGCUGUCCAAGACUGGGCCACCCAGAUCAAGACUUACUCCUGGGACAAUGCCCAGGUCAUCCUGGUGGGGAACAAGUGUGACAUGGAGGACGAGAGAGUUGUGCCCACUGAAAAGGGGAAGCUCCUUGCAGAGCAGCUUGGGUUUGACUUCUUUGAAGCCAGCGCAAAGGAGAACAUUUGUGUCAGGCAAGUCUUUGAGAGACUGGUGGAUGUUAUCUGUGACAAGAUGUCCGAGACCUUGGAGACAGAGCCUGCCCUGGCCAGUGGGGCCAAGAACACGCGCCUCACAGAUACCCCUCCACUCCUCCAGCCCAACUGCUCCUGCUAGGCCUAGCGGGCCAUGCUCCCCCUGCUCUCUGGGAACUCACCCCAAAGCCCUACUUUCCCACACUCUUUCCUUUCUCUUGAAAUUCUCCCCUCCCCCUCCCCUUUGUUAACUGAACAGCUCUCUCAUGGGCCUCAACAUCUUUCUUCUAUAACUGGUCCUCAUGGAAUCUACCAUUUGUAUUCUGGGUCCUGGAAAAUGUGAUGCUCUCAACCCUCUGUGAGUGGGCCCUGCUUUAUAAAUGCUCCUGGGUUAGAAAGGACCUUUGAGGGCAUUGAGCCUCCCUCCCCCCCUUCCCAUUUCACAAAAGACAGAAUUUGGUUCCAGAGAAGAGGUGUGACUUACCCAAAGUCACCAAGCUGGGGAGUAGCAUAGCCAAGAUUUGAGUCCAUAGCACUGUACUGCAUCCCACUGAAAAAGCCUUUCCCAAAUCCCGAGGUUUGCCCCAUAUAACACCUUUUUAGGCACAGGCUGAUUGCUUAACAUGAGGGCCAUCCACAUGGCCAACACAAGGUUAGCUGGAGAGAGACAUGUAUAAAAUUGUCUAUUUCCCAUCCUGUUCCUUAGCGGGUUUCUUUUCUGGUUGUCCUGAGAACCUGAACCCUGUCCUAGGGGUACUCCUGGGGCUUGAAGGUAAUAAGGAGAGAGCUGAUCUCUGGGGAGCCUGGAAAUAUGGGAUUGGAGACUUCAUACUGGAAAGGACCUCAAAUAUUGUCAAGUCCACCUUGUUCCUUUUCACAGGGGAAGAAACUGAGGCCCAGUGAGGUAGAACUGGAAGAGAGGCAGCUCUUUUAGGAGAGACAGUGAAUAGAAGACUGGAUUUGGGAGAGAGGACAUGAGUUCAAAUCCCCACUUUUCUAUUUCCUGGAUUGCCGAUCUUGGGCAAACCCUCUCCUCUGUGUGGCCCUCAGCUUUCUCCUCUGUAAAAUGAGAGAUGAACUAAAGGACCUCUACGGACCUAACCAGCUCCACUGUGGUCUUAACAAGGAUGAAGGAGCCCAGGCUGGUUUAGAUACAGUUUAUUUCUUGACGGUGGAGGUGGGGUUCAGUGAUUCUCCUGAAGCACGUUCAGGGUUCCAUUACAAAAAAGAGUGAGGGAGGAGGUGUUUCUGGGAUGCUGGUUUUGUAUCUUUUCCCUCUGCCUAGAGCCAAUCUGCUCUCCUCCAUUCAAAAUGCGUCUGCUAGCAAGUAGUUGAUCCCUUCUUCAGUGGGUCUGAUCCUGGAAAGCCAACCCAGUAUGUCUGUUCUGGGGGACACAAGGAAACUGAAUAUAGAGCCCCCAACUAGAGCCCAUGCUCCUGGAAGAGUAGGCAAGUAAGCUAAAUCCUAGAAUCCCAGAGCUUGCUAGAGCCUCCAAGGUGCCUCGUCUAAUCAGUACCUAAACAAAACCCCCUCUACAACUUACCCAAGUGGUCACUCAGCUUCUGUUUGAAGAAUCCCAGUGAUGACGAGCUCCCUACAUUAACAGUUGUCAAACUAAUGACUUACUAGGAAAGAAAGUCUUUACCUGGUAUCUCAUAAUUUAGGGGCAUUUGCACCUAUGAGAUCAGGACUCCUUCCACUCUCUAGAUGGCAAAAAGGUAGGUUAGGUUGGAGUGUGUGACUAGAAAUACCACAAUAUACAUUGUAUCCCCAUGAGGCAGGUUCAUUUAGGUAACGGUUCAUUCCAAGUUUCUCGUCAAACCUAGAAAGGGCGAGAGACAGCAGAGAACAAAUUCAAGGCUGGAGAAAAGGUUCUUUUUGUGAAGGAAGUGGGCUGUCUUGGUAAGGCUUACCAAGACCCACCUGAUAGUCAUUUAAGAGGAGCUACUGGAGUGGUGAAGAAAGCAUUGGAUGGGGCAUUGGGAGACCAGAGUUCUAAUCCCAAUUCAGCCACUGACUUGCUGUGUGACCUUUGGAUAGUUCCUUCCCCUCUCUGGGCCUUAGUCUCUCCUCAUUAAAAUGGUGGGAUUGAGUUAGAUGAUCUCUAAAUCCCCCUCCACCACCAGAGUCCUUCCCUGUUCUGACAUCAUCUGUUCCAAAGCUCAUCCCACCUUGGACAAUCUAUGACUCCAGUGUCAGUCAAUCAAACAAAUAAGCAUUUGUUAAGUGCCUACUAUGUGCUAGGCUUGGGGAUGUAAAGACAAAAGUGAAAUAAAUAGUCCCUGCCUUUGAGGAGUUUACAAUCUAACCAGAGAAGAUGUCCAUAUACAGGUGUAUACGUCAUACAUAUAUAACAUGCGCCAGGUAAUUGGGGGGAGGUGCUAGCGAUUGAAGAGAUCAGGAAAAGCUUCAUAAAGAGGGCCGAGUCUUGAAGUUGGGGAUGUUAAGAGUUGGUAGUGAGAGGGGAGUGUAUUCCAGCCUGUGCAAAGUCAUGGAGGUGGGAGAUGGAGUGAACAGGGUGAGAAACAGUAAGGUAGCCUUAGAUCAUUUGGGACUGAGCUAAGCCAUCGAUCCUGACUCCACAAGAGCCUUAUUCCAGCAAGUAUUUGGGUAAGGAGGUGGGAAAGAGAGGACGAUUCCACUUUGGCCAAAAAGAAACCAAAAACUCCAUUGUGCCAAGAAGACCCUUUUGUAAGGGAGGCUGUGGGCAGCCUCACUCUGGAGCUGUCCAAUGUCCUGCCCCAGCCUACCUUUGAGUACCUGGGAAAGACAAAGGCAAGAGUUUGAGGAAAGAAGGGAGUUAAGGGCAGCCGUGUGGACUGGGACCUGAAGGGACCACUGAGCUUAUUGACAUGGCCUAAUCAUGUGAACCUCAGAUUUCCAUUCUUCAAAAUACGAUGACAGGACCAUGUAGAUCUGGAAGGAAUCUUAAACAUUAUGCAGUCCAAGCCCUUCAUGUCAUUGGUGAGGCUCAUGAGGUCUGGAGGGGCCAGUUCAAUACAUUUCAAAGUCAGCAAGCAUUUAUUAAGCACCUACUAUAUGCCAGGCACUGGGGAUAUAAAAAUAAAAUGAUCCAUGCUCUUAAGGAGUUUGGGGGAGAUAACAUGGGACUGACAUAAGUAAAUAUGAGGUAAAUUAAGGAGGGAGAGAACACUAGCCACUGGGUAGAUAAGGUAAGGCUUCUGGAUGAAGGUAAAGGAAUUGAAAAUUUCUGAGAGGUAUUGAAGCGACUGGUCCAAGGUCACACAGCUAGUAAAUGGCAGAGUCAGGAUUUAAAUCUAGGUUCUCAGACUUCUGGUCCAACUGCUUUGAGCAGCAGCAGCUGGUAAAAAUUCAGUUCAGUACUUGUUGCCAUUUACCUGAAUGAACACCCUCAGCUGCAAAGGAGAUCCACCUGUGUUUUGGGAUGUAUGACUAGAAAAAGAUUGCUAAUAACAUAGUGUACGCACUUCUGGCUUUACCUGGAUUAUCCUUAUGCCUUACGUGGGAUGAUAACUCCGGACUGAAAGGCAGAGUGGUAGAAUAGGAAGAGGCAUGGGUUCGGAGCCUGAGGAGCUGGGUUUCAGAUCCUCAUCUUCAGUACAUACAUCCUUGCUACUGUGUGACCUUUGAGUAAAUCAUUUAUCCUCUCUAGGCCUUGAUUUUAUAGGUUCAUAGAUUUAGAGCUGGAAUAAACCAAAGGGGUAAUCUGGUUCAACCUCCUUGCUCUCUAGAUAGUCCAGAGAGGUUAAGGGAUCUCGCCAAAGUUACACAGGGAGUAAGCGGCAGACCUCAGUAAGAGGAAGAGGUUUGACUAGAUCAGGAGUUUUAAUCUGGGUGGGGGAGGGGAGCUGUGAAUACAGAUAGAGAAAAUGACACCUUCAUUUUCACUAACCUCUGACUGAAAUAGAGCAUUUCCUUCGAUUAUUUAAAAACAUGAUUCACCAAACUGACUGCCAAAAGGGUCGACACAAGAUAGGUAAAAAACAAACAGACAAACCCCCUUGGACUAGAGGAUCUCUUCCUGAAAUUGUUUAGUUUAGUGGAAAGAGUACUGAAACAGGAGUCAUGGGAGCUGAGUUCAAAUCCAGAUUCUCUCACUAGCUGUGUGACCUUGAGAAAGUAAUAGGCUCUCUGGGUCUCAGGUUCCCCAUGUGCAAAAUGAGACAUGAUGGCCUCUGAAGUCCCAGAGCUCUGGAGCUAUGAUCCUAUGAUUCCCUGCCUAAUCUCAUUUGAGCUUUCGCCACAAUCCUCUGUAGAGAGAGAUUAUCUUCCCCGUUUCACAGAUGAGAAGAUUGAGGCUGGGGGCGGGACAUAGAAGGGAUAACUUGUACAAAAUGGCAGGGCUAGGAUUGUACCCCAGAUAUCCUGAUUCCAAGUCCUUUGCCUUUGCCCUCCACCAACACCUCUCCCUGUGCCUAUCAAUCUCCUCAUGCCCCUGUGCCCACAAGUGCGCUAGCCCUGCAUCUUGGGGUUUUCUCUGGUCCCCUUGGGGUUCAUGCUUGGUAUUCAGCAGUCUUUGAGUCUCCCAAAUAAAGACCUUGAGGGGACAUCCAAUUGAACCCUACAAAGUGGGUGUUUUAGGGGGAAACCUUCACACAGGAGCAUGAGAAGAUACGUGGGAUCACUCUAGCCACCCAAGCAGACUUCUCUGUCCCUUAAACCUCAGCCUUGCACUUGCCACCAUCACUCUGUCCAACCACACUGUGACGUCCAUCCAUCCAUCCACCCAUCCAUCCAUCCUGCAGCUAACAUUCUUCAAGCACCCUGCCCCAUCUCCCUGGAGCCACAUCCUGCCCUCACAAGGAGCAGAUAUAGGCCAAAUGUGCAAUACAGUAUUGUAUCUCUUGCGCUGUCAGUGAUCCAUGUGUGCGUGUGUGUAAAUAUAAACCAGUUCCUGAUUUA